UUUUCCUCAUCCUACCCACUCCACCUACUCUCCUUACCCAUUUCCUUCUCCUACAAGUCUAAGCUACUCCCCAUACCCAUUUCCAAGCUUUUUAUUUUUAUUUUUUUUAUCAUCUUUCUCUACUCUCCUCUCUUCACUUUUUUUUUCUUCCCUCCAUCAUUUCUUCUUUGGGCUCCCUUCCAGCAUCCUUCUCUACUCUCCUCUCUUCACUUUUUUUUCUUCCCUCCAUCAUUUCUUCUUUGAGCUCCCUUCCAACAGCACAACCACUCCACGACCCACACACCAUACACGACCAACCCCCUUUUUCUCUUCCAUUUUUUCCUUCCUCCCCACAAACCCUCUAGGGCCACACCCAUUGAAAAAGCCCAUUGCCACACGCCCUCCCUGCUUCCAUUUCUUCUUCUUCCCUUCCCCAUUUCUUUUUCUUUUGGUUUCCCAUGAAACCCAUCUUCAUACCCAUAGUCGGUUGGUCAUCGUCGACGAGUUGCCACAGAGCACCAAGGGACCAGCAUGUGUAGGAGCAAGGGACCACCGUGUGUAGGGGCAAGGGACCACCGUGUGUAGGGGCAAGGGACCACCGUGUGCGGCGAAAAGGGACCACUGUGUGGGGCAAUCAACUAGUGUGACAUCUGCGGCAAGCAACUAGUGUGAGGUUUGCAAUAGGAGCUCUUUGUGCUGCAUGGGUCUUGACGAUGAAUGAGCAAUGGUGCAGUCGGUGAUAGUCGGUGGCAAUCAAUGAUGAUGGCGAAAAGAACUGGCGACAAUAAAUAUGGUGAUGGGUUUAGAAUGAUGGAGGUGGUCUCAACCUUUUGCAUAUGUGCAACACGUAGACACAUUCUAGGCCAACCUUUUUCUAAGCCACAAGAUACACGCAGGGGUUACAGUACUCUUCCCAACUCAUAUUUAUUGAUCACACAACAUGGUACAAGAGGUUGUCUGGCAAGGACUCGCACACUAAGCAUCGGCUCGAGAAGAGCUGACAGUGGGUUUUUGGAGUGGGGGAUGGUUUCUAGAGGAACCAAGCAGCAUGGGAUGUGUGGCAAGGAUUACCAACUCGCCAUGGUGGUGGUUGAGGGUGGUGACGUUUUCACUGGACCAAGAGUAGUGAAGCUGGUUGUAGCUUAUAGGAGAAGGAAGAAAUAGGGGACGGGAAGCUAAAAAAAAGUUGGGAGAGCUAGACGAAGUGGGGGGCAGCUUGAGAAAAAAAAUAAUAUAUUGGAGUAAGGAGAAGAGAACCAGAAAGGAGAGGAGGAUUGGGUACUAAAAGGAAAGCAUGGUGAAGUUCAGUAAGUUUUGUUGCUUAGAGGAUUUCUCAGGUGAUGUCACGGCCCAAAUUCCAGGCGACCUAAAUUUUAGCCCAUGACCCCAGGUUAAAGGUUUGACCCUAAGGGUUCCUCCUAAUCCACGUUGACAGUCAAUCAAAACAUUAUGAUUUUUUCUACACAUACAUCACACUAGAGUUCCCACCAACUAAUAA
Molecule: messenger RNA, 1477 nt
Organism: Vitis riparia (riverbank grape)
Lineage: Eukaryota; Viridiplantae; Streptophyta; Magnoliopsida; Vitales; Vitaceae
Exons: 3
Coding region: 697-1143 (148 amino acids)
Source: RefSeq, a predicted model, not a curated record